AUGGACGAUUAUAUGCCCUCGCGGUACCAGCCGCUGGGGCGCAUCGGCGAAGGCGUCCACGGAGUCGUCGUGAAGGCGCGCGAUCUGCAGGCGGACGACAAGAUUGUGGCCAUCAAGAAGCUGUCGCUGCGGACCAAGUUCGGGGUGGUGUCGCUGAACGCGGUCCGGGAGAUCCGUGCCCUGCAGCACUGCCGGUGUGAUAACGUGCUGGAGCUACUCGACAUGUACCCAGAUCUGGCCGGCAUCUCGCUGGUGUUCGAGUAUAUGCCCCACACGCUGCACAGCAAGCUGCGGGACGAGGAGAACCCGUUGUCCCGGGCAAGUGUCCGCCGGUACGCGGCGAUGCUGUUGCGGGGCCUGGCGUACCUGCACCGGUUGCGGUUGAUGCAUCGGGACGUGAAGCCGGCCAACCUUCUGAUCGACCGGCACGACGUGCUGAAGAUAGCGGACUUCGGGCUGGCCCGUAUCUACGCGGACGGGCAGCCGGACAAGCCGUACUCGCCGCAGGUCACCACCCGCUGGUACCGGGCGCCGGAGAUCCUGUGGGGCUGCCAGCGGUACGGGCCACCCGUCGACCUGUGGGCCAGUGGGGCCGUGUUCGCCGAGAUGUUGCGCGGGGUGCCGCUGUUCGCCGGCGCCACCGACAUCGAGCAGCUCGCGCUGGUGGUCCGGACGCUCGGCACGCCCAACCUGAAGGACUGGCCCGAGGUGCGAAGCCUGCCGGAUUAUAACAAAAUCCGCUUUCCGAAUGCGCGUGGCGAACGCUGGGAGGACAUCUUCCCGAGCUGCACGACCCGCGACGAGCUCGGGUUGGUCGACGGGCUGGUGCGGUAUAAUCCCGCCAAGCGGCUGACGGCUGACGAGGCCCUACUGCAUCCGUACUUCAGCGAGGCGGGCGGAGAGUGA
Messenger RNA from Anopheles cruzii, 906 nucleotides. Its product is annotated as cyclin-dependent kinase 20. The transcript is spliced from 3 exons. Gene Ontology annotation, molecular function: cyclin-dependent protein serine/threonine kinase activity; ATP binding. The coding region runs from base 1 to 906 and encodes 301 amino acids. Gene Ontology annotation, biological process: protein phosphorylation. Gene Ontology annotation, cellular component: nucleus. NCBI's taxonomy places the organism in Eukaryota, Metazoa, Arthropoda, Insecta, Diptera, Culicidae. The record is from RefSeq and is a predicted model, not a curated record.